This is a messenger RNA of Pseudomyrmex gracilis, 1211 nucleotides long. It is a transcript of the gene Sec13, whose product is annotated as protein SEC13 homolog. Gene Ontology annotation, cellular component: COPII vesicle coat; nuclear pore outer ring. Lineage: Eukaryota; Metazoa; Arthropoda; Insecta; Hymenoptera; Formicidae. The record is from RefSeq and is a predicted model, not a curated record. Gene Ontology annotation, biological process: positive regulation of TOR signaling; protein import into nucleus; COPII-coated vesicle budding. Bases 54 to 995 code for a protein of 313 amino acids. Gene Ontology annotation, molecular function: structural molecule activity; protein binding. The transcript is spliced from 3 exons.
UCGCGUAUUUACAAUUUUUACUCGCCCGCGAGAGAGUGGUGAUCGCCCCAAAAAUGGUGUCCGUUUUAAAUACCGUUGAUACCGGUCACGAGGAUAUGAUUCACGACGCGGAAAUGGAUUAUUACGGUCUGAAAUUGGCUACCUGUUCGAGUGACAACACGGUAAAAAUAUUUGAUUUAAAAAAUGGCACUCAAAGCCUGGUCGCCGUUCUCAAAGGACACGUCGGUCCUGUGUGGCAAGUCGCAUGGGCACAUCCGAAAUUUGGCAAUCUUCUAGCAUCUUGCAGCUACGACAGAAAAGUAAUUAUCUGGAAAGAACUGUCUGGAGAAUGGACAAAAAUAUACGAGUACACAGGCCACGACUCGUCUGUUAACUCUGUUGAAUGGGCACCUCACGAGUUUGGUCCGCUUCUGGCCUGCGGAAGUUCAGACGGCUCGAUUUCUAUUCUCACAAACACGGGAGACACUUGGCACAUGCAAAAGAUUCCCAAUGCCCAUACAAUUGGAUGCAACGCGAUCAGUUGGUGUCCAGCAAUUGACACAGGAGUGGACGCUUCAACAAAUCAACAAAAAGGCAGCCCUGUUAAGAGAUUGGCCACAGGUGGUUGUGACAAUUUGGUGAAGAUCUGGAAAGAAGAAGGUGACAGAUGGAUAGAAGAGAACAAAUUGGAAACGCACAGUGAUUGGGUCCGAGAUGUAGCCUGGGCACCAGCAAUUGGUCCGUCCAGAGCCACUUUGGCAUCUUGCUCACAAGAUCGUCGAGUGGUUGUGUGGACAUCCAACGAUUACGCUACUUGGACAUCGAUCGUUCUUAAUGUUUUCGAUGAUGUAAUUUGGAACGUUAGCUGGUCAUUGACAGGCGGGAUUUUGGCGGUCAGUGGUGGAGAUAACAAAGUUUCUCUCUGGCGUGAAAAUUCGGAGGGACAGUGGGCGUGUAUUUCCGAAUUAAACAGGGAUCAAGGAAAUCUUAAUAAUCCAGAUCAACGGGUACUAUAAUACGAAUGUGUAACAUAAAUAUUUUAUACAAAAGUAUUGUAAAAAUUAUUAACAUAAUUUGUUGGAUAUUAAAAAAAAAACUUUUUUCUUUUAACUGAGAGAGAAUUACUGAACUAUUUGCUGUAUUAAUUGUUUUUGUUAUAUAUAUGUAAAACCAAAAAGUUGUCUAAAACUCUGUAAAAUUUUUGCUCUAUUAUUUCAACAUCCCAAAAUAUU